AUGCAGGUUUGCAGAGUAGUUGAAAAUAGGGGAAAGAAAAAAACUACAACUUCCAUAGAACAUGUUCCCAAGGAGUACCGGGAUGGAGCUCUUAAAAAGGAUGUGAGUACUGAUGUUAUAGUUUUUCGCAGCUUUGUUCUAGAAAGCACAUUCAGGGCAAUAACAAGGAAGUCAUUCAACCCUAACAGACAACUCUACGUUAAAUUCAGCGGGGAAAUGGGGGAUGAUUAUGGAGGCCCUCGGCGGGAAUUUUUUAGGCUUUCCUUGAAGGAAUUAAUGAAUUCCUCAAUAUUUAAUGGGCAAGAAGGCCAAAAGUAUCUCUCACACGAUGUAACAAGUUUGGAUGAAGGAAAGUACAGACUAGCAGGGAGAUUGGUAGCAUUGUCACUUGCACAAGAUGGUCCAGGUUUACAUAGUCUUAGUACUACCCUGUAUGAUCUCAUGACAGACUUGGACCCAGAUAUGUCAUCGGCCAGUGUUCCAGAAGAUAUACAACAUAUGAUUACACAGAUCAAAGAAGUUGACAAUGACACAAAGAGGGACAAAUUCCUUACUGAAUACAUGGACUGGUUCAUUGACAGGGGUUUCAAUGACAUUUACAAAAUGAUUCUGAAUGAGAAAGACCGCCUUAUUCAAAUGAUGAUGAAGCACUUCAUAUUCUACAGGACAUUGGCAGAAAUCACAGAGUUUACACGUGGGCUAAAUGAUGUUGGACACCUGUGGGAAGUAGUCACACGACAUAGAAAAUUGUUCAAGCCCAUAUUUUGUCAUAAGCCUACUGGACUGACCAAAGAUGUGGUUGAUGGUCUUUGUAAGAUAGAGUUUUCUGAACCAGGGUCUAAUGCCAGAAAAAUGGAGGAUGAAACUAUCUACAGUUGGGAAGUUGUUCUGCAAGAUAUCCAAGAUGAAAACGUACGUUUAACGUUGGAAGAUUUGCUGGUAUUCAUGACUGGAGCAGAUCAAAUUCCAUUUUGUGGCUUUGACAGAAAGAUAGAAAUUAUGUUCUAUGAUCAGGAAGAUGGAGUGACAAGACUACCCAGUGUUUCAACAUGUGGCCUGCAGAUGUGGCUUCCAAGAGGAGUUGGAGAGCCAGAUACCAUAUCAUCUUUCAUUCAAACUGCUGUCAAGGGAUCACAGGGAUUCCAUAAAAUGUAGUGUGCUGCAAGACUUAAAAAUGUACAACAGAUGUGUGUUGAAUUGUUCAAAUUGUUUGUGACACUGUUUUUCCAGCCAGGUUUAAUAUU
Messenger RNA from Mya arenaria, 1244 nucleotides. RefSeq names its product G2/M phase-specific E3 ubiquitin-protein ligase-like. The record is from RefSeq and is a predicted model, not a curated record. The transcript has 6 exons. NCBI's taxonomy places the organism in Eukaryota, Metazoa, Mollusca, Bivalvia, Myida, Myidae. The coding region runs from base 1 to 1155 and encodes 384 amino acids. Gene Ontology annotation, molecular function: ubiquitin-protein transferase activity. Gene Ontology annotation, cellular component: nucleus.